This is a messenger RNA of Physcomitrium patens, 3050 nucleotides long. Its product is annotated as vacuolar-sorting receptor 3. The record is from RefSeq and is a predicted model, not a curated record. Gene Ontology annotation, molecular function: calcium ion binding. Lineage: Eukaryota; Viridiplantae; Streptophyta; Bryopsida; Funariales; Funariaceae.
GAAAAAAGAACACCUGGAAAUGCACACACAUACUUACAAACAAACACAAACACACACACACACACAUAGACACAGAGAGAGAGACUGUGGGACUAGCGGCGAUGCAUCAUCGGUGAGGAGAAGCGGGGCCUUCAUCGCCUGCCAACUCUGAUCCAAUUCUUCUGCCUCGCACGCUGCCGUUGUCUGUUAUCUUUUUUUCCCACUCUCCUCCCGCAUCGUCAUUUUCCGUCCCUAGCGACGCGUUUCGUCGCAUUGCCAGCCUCGGUUUGCAUCUCCGGAGAGCGAGUAUAUCUAGACCUUUCCUGUGAGAUGCGUCCUUGAGCUUCAGUUGAGUGUUUCAUCAACAAGUUCCUGAGUAGAUCCCGCUUGCGGAGGAUUUCCGAGGUUGCUUGCGAGGGAGGCCGGACCACCCUCGUGGAUUUGUCGGUAACGUGUAGUUGCCGGAGCUGGCUUUGUCCUGAGGUGGUUAGAUUGCGCCUUUUCAGUGGUAUCUAGCUUUGUUGUGGGUCACUGUUGGUGUGGGUUCGUUUGGGGAGGAGUUUGAGGAUCCCGCCGAGCGGGUCAUUGCAGUGUGACUAGGGUGCUGGUGGUCAAUUUCGACGUUUUGGCUCACUGAGAUGACGGCGAUGGAGGGGAUGGUGAGAGUCCGGGCGGUGUUGAUGACGGUGGUGGUGGUGGUGACCAUGGUGUGCGUGACACCGAGCAUGGGGGCGUUCAUCGUGGAGGAGAACAGUCUCAUGGUGUUAACUCCCGACAGCUUGAAAGGGACUUACCAGAGCGCUAUCGGCAAUUUUGGAGUGCCGCAGUAUGGCGGCACUUUGUCGGGAUUUGUGGUCACACCGACGGUGAACUUCAAGGCGUGUGAAGCGUUUCCCGCCGAUCACCUUCGGUCUAAGCCCGGCGCUCGCCCCAACUUCGCCCUCGUCGAUCGCGGCGAUUGCUACUUUGCUACCAAGGUGUGGCAUGCGCAAGAAGCCGGAGCAGCGGCGGUGCUUGUGGCGGACAAUGCGCAGGAGGAGCUCAUUACCAUGGAUUCCCCCGAGGAUGACCCCGCAGCAUCCAAAUACCUGAGCAACAUUUCUAUUCCGUCUACUCUCAUCACGAAGGACUUCGCGGACAAGUUGAAGAAAGCCUUGGCCGACAAGGAAUUGGUGACCAUGAAGCUCGACUGGCGAGAGUCUCUCCCACACCCCGACGAGCGCGUGGAGUACGAGUUUUGGACCAACAGCAACGACGAGUGUGGCUCUAAAUGCGAUGCGCAGGUCGACUUUGUGCGUGAUUUCAAGGGUUUUGCGCAGCUUCUGGAGCGCGGCGGGUACACUCAAUUCACUCCCCAUUACAUCACGUGGUAUUGUCCUCAGGUGUUCAUUGAAAGCAAGCAGUGCAAGGCGCAGUGCAUCAACAACGGCCGUUAUUGCGCUCCAGAUCCCGAGCAGGAUUUCUCCAAAGGAUACGAUGGCAAGCAAGUGGUCACCGAGAAUCUCAGACAGUUGUGCGUGUUCAAGGUCACGAACGAAAGCAACCCCCGCCAACCAUGGAAGUGGUGGGACUACGUUACCGAUUUCCAGAUUCGCUGUCCGAUGAAGCAGAACAAAUACGGCCCCGAGUGUGCCGAAGAAGUGAUCAAAUCCCUUUCCAUCGAUGUGGAAGCCGUGCGCAAGUGUAUGGGCAACCCAGAUGCGGACCAAGACAAUCCGAUUCUGAAGCACGAGCAGGAUGCGCAGGUUGGGUCAGGGACUCGAGGAGAUGUAACGAUCUUGCCGACGCUCAUCGUUAACCAACGGCAGUAUCGAGGAAAAUUGGACAAGACGGCGGUGCUUAAGGCCAUCUGCUCGGGUUACCAAGAAACCACGGAUCCAGCUGUUUGCUUGAGCGACUCGGUGGAGACGAACGAGUGUUUGGACAACAACGGAGGGUGCUGGAAGAGUGGCUCCUUGACCGCGUGCAAGGAUACUUUCCGAGGUCGUGUUUGUCAAUGUCCUCUUGUUUCUGGCGUCCAAUUUGAGGGCGACGGUUACACGCAUUGCGAAGCGAAUGGACUCGGGCAUUGUAAGCUAGGGAACGGCGGGUGUUGGGAGGAGACCGGGGCGGACGACGUUCGGUAUUCGGCCUGCCAGGAGAACUAUCACUCGGGUUGUCAUUGUCCCGAAGGCUUUCAAGGGAACGGAUCGGCGGGUGCCGGUGGUUGCGUAGAUAUCGACGAAUGCAAAGAAAAAACCAAAUGUCAGUGCCCUGAAUGUAAAUGUACCAACACAUGGGGCUCCUACAACUGCGAAUGCUCUGGCGGACUUCUCUACAUGCAGGAGCACGAUACUUGCAUAAACCAGAGGAGUGCGCAAUCCAAGCUGGGCUUGACAGUUUCACUCAUCGUCUUGGCCGGUCUCUCUAUUCUUGCCCUGGGCAGCUACGUUGUCUACAAAUACCGCCUGCGGACAUACAUGGACUCAGAGAUUCGAGCGAUUAUGGCGCAGUACAUGCCUUUGGAUAACCAAAACGAAUCAAUCCAGAGCCACCUUCAAGAUGACGACGUAUGAGGUUUUAGGGCCCAAGUGGAAACCUCAAACAAGAUAUUGUAUGAAAUUUCCUGAUACAGUAUUUUGAAAGCAAGAAGUGCGGUGUGUGUCGCCUGGAACGAUUUACGGAUCAGGGUAGCGCGACGUCAAGCAAGUGUAGGAAAACACUGCUAAUGUAUGCAGGAGAGAUAGUUUACUUAACUGGGUGUUCAUGUGUAAAUUGAAGACGAGGAGAUGAGAGCGGCAAGCUGAGGGAAACUACAUUUAAGUUAGACCAGUGCACGCGUUUUUCACAUCGUGCAGAAUUGAUUACAAUGCUUCUGCUGAUCAGUUGCAACGGUGGGAUCCUUGUAGAGACUUAGUUUUUAUGUAGAAGCAGGAGUUGCGAUGAAAUUAUCCUUGUCAUGACCUGUCUCACACCACCUAAAUAGCUGCACGUUAUGUUUUUGUUCCCAUCUCUCUGGUUCUACUUUCUGAUUUAUCAAUUACAAGGGCGUAGCUCACUUGGGAGCUUCUUCAAGUUGCCGACCUUGCCAA